UGUUUUGUUUGGCACGCAAGGCAAUAUAAACAAGUAACCGAUACAAUUUCUUGUUUGUCCUAAACAAAAUUCUCUUAUUCUUCUUCUUCUUCCUCAACCACACUCAGGCAAUUUCCUCUUCAUCCAUCGACAUGGAUCCUAACAAGUUUAUUCCGUCCAGCUCCUACAACUCUCCAUUCUUCACCGCAAACUCUGGAGCUCCGGUCUGGAACAACAACAAUUCCUUAACUGUCGGUCCAAGAGGGCCAAUUCUGCUAGAGGAUUAUCAUUUGGUGGAGAAGCUCGCAAAUUUUGACAGGGAAAGAAUACCAGAGAGAGUGGUUCAUGCAAGAGGAGCAAGUGCUAAGGGGUUCUUCGAAGUGACUCAUGAUGUUUCUCAUCUCACUUGUGCUGAUUUUCUGAGAGCUCCCGGUGUUCAAACUCCGGUUAUUGUUCGAUUCUCUACUGUUAUUCAUGAGCGUGGCAGUCCCGAAACUAUCCGAGACCCUCGCGGUUUUGCUGUCAAGUUCUACACUCGAGAGGGCAAUUUUGAUUUGGUGGGCAACAAUUUCCCAGUGUUUUUCAUCCGAGAUGGGAUGAAAUUCCCUGACAUGGUUCAUGCUCUCAAACCCAAUCCCAAGUCCCACAUUCAAGAAAACUGGAGAAUCUUAGAUUUCUUCUCACACGUCCCUGAGAGCUUGCACAUGUUCACCUUUCUCUUCGACGACAUCGGUAUUCCUCAGGAUUACCGCCACAUGGACGGUUCUGGUGUUAACACCUACAUGUUCAUCAACAAAGCCGGAAAGCCACAUUAUGUGAAAUUCCACUGGAGACCAACUUGUGGAGUUAAGAGUUUAUUAGAAGAAGAUGCCAUCAAAAUUGGUGGAGCUAACCAUAGUCAUGCCACUCAGGAUCUUCACGAUUCAAUUGCAGCUGGAAAUUAUCCUGAGUGGAAACUUUUCGUUCAGACAAUCGAUCCUGAAGAUGAAGACAGGUUCGAUUUUGAUCCGCUUGAUGUGACCAAGACUUGGCCUGAAGAUAUUUUGCCGUUGCAGCCUGUCGGUCGGUUGGUUUUGAACAGAAAUAUUGAUAAUUUCUUUGCUGAGAAUGAGCAACUUGCGUUUUGUCCUUCUAUUGUGGUUCCGGGUAUUUAUUACUCUGACGAUAAGUUGCUGCAAACUAGAAUUUUCUCUUAUUCCGAUACUCAGAGGCACCGUCUUGGACCAAACUAUCUGCAGCUUCCCGCAAAUGCACCGAAAUGUACUCAUCACAACAAUCACCAUGAUGGUUUCAUGAACUUUAUGCAUAGAGAGGAAGAGGUGAAUUACUUCCCUUCAAGAUAUGAUUCAGUUCGUCACGCAGACAAAUACCCAAUUACUCCUCGUGUUUGCAGCGGGAAGCGUGAGAAGUGUGUCAUUCCAAAGGAGAAUAACUUCAAGCAGCCUGGGGAGAGAUACCGUUCCUUCACACCAGACAGGAAGGAGCGGUUCGUUCGCCGUUGGGUUGAGGCCCUGACCGACACAAGGGUAACCCACGAAAUCCGCAGCAUUUGGAUCUCAUACUGGUCUCAGGCUGACAAGUCUCUUGGUCAGAAGCUUGCUUCUCAUCUCAACAUGAGGCCAACCAUGUGAAGAUAAUCAAUGUCUCCAUACGGAUAUUCAGAACAAUGAGAGUAUUCUAUCUGAUUACUAUGCAUCUUAUGUUAUGUAAUCAAGUAUAAAAAAAACAUUGCAGUUUUGUGAACUGAUAAUUGUUUGAGAGCACUUUGUAAUAAUAAUAUGUUCUGAUGUGUUACCAAUAGCUACUUUUAUAUAAUACUGAUUUUUAAGUCGA
Molecule: messenger RNA, 1812 nt
Organism: Mercurialis annua (annual mercury)
Lineage: Eukaryota; Viridiplantae; Streptophyta; Magnoliopsida; Malpighiales; Euphorbiaceae
Product: catalase-2
Exons: 7
Coding region: 132-1610 (492 amino acids)
Biological process (GO): response to hydrogen peroxide; hydrogen peroxide catabolic process
Cellular component (GO): cytoplasm; plasma membrane; peroxisome
Molecular function (GO): heme binding; catalase activity
Source: RefSeq, a predicted model, not a curated record